Molecule: messenger RNA, 659 nt
Organism: Diuraphis noxia (Russian wheat aphid)
Lineage: Eukaryota; Metazoa; Arthropoda; Insecta; Hemiptera; Aphididae
Gene: Eno
Product: alpha-enolase
Biological process (GO): glycolytic process
Cellular component (GO): phosphopyruvate hydratase complex
Molecular function (GO): magnesium ion binding; phosphopyruvate hydratase activity
Source: RefSeq, a predicted model, not a curated record
AUUGUUGGUGAUGAUUUGACUGUAACCAACCCAACACGUAUUGCUGAAGCAGUAGAAAAGAAAGCUUGCAACUGUUUAUUGCUUAAAGUCAACCAAAUUGGAACUGUUACUGAAUCCAUUGAUGCACAUUUGUUAGCUAAGAAGAAUGGUUGGGGUACAAUGGUAUCCCAUCGAUCAGGUGAAACUGAAGAUACAUUCAUUGCUGAUUUAGUUGUUGGAUUGAGUACUGGACAAAUUAAGACUGGAGCUCCUUGCCGUUCAGAACGCCUUGCCAAGUACAAUCAAAUACUUCGUAUUGAAGAAGAACUGGGUAGCAAUGCCAAGUAUGCAGGAAAGAAUUUCCGUAACCCACAAGCUGGCAAUUAACUAUUCCUUUUAAUGAAUAUCUAAGAGGCAUCUUUUAAAAUAAAUCUGAGCAAGGAGGAAUCACAUAUUAAUAAAUACCUCAUUAUUUAUAUCCAGUGAAAACAACAAUAGCUAUUAUUUAUUCAAAAUCGGUAUAUACUUUAGCAUAGAAAAAAUACGUACAAGAAUAAUUGUUGUUAAACAACAUCUUAAAUUACAUUAUUUGAUUGUUUAUGUUUUUGUAGUAAUUUGUUGUGUAUUAAUGUGUAGUGUCAAAGCUAUUUAAGCUGCAAACACAUUUGUAAAAGUAAUUU